Molecule: messenger RNA, 4003 nt
Organism: Sarcophilus harrisii (Tasmanian devil)
Lineage: Eukaryota; Metazoa; Chordata; Mammalia; Dasyuromorphia; Dasyuridae
Gene: RTN4IP1
Product: reticulon 4 interacting protein 1
Exons: 11
Coding region: 516-1703 (395 amino acids)
Cellular component (GO): mitochondrion
Molecular function (GO): zinc ion binding; oxidoreductase activity
Source: RefSeq, a predicted model, not a curated record
ACUCUGCGUUAGUUGCUGCUUCUUGGGUCAUGGCCGAGGGGUUAGGAGACACUAGUGGAGACUAGGAAGCAUCUUCGUGCCCUUCACGACCUCUCGCUGGUACCCCGGCUUGGAGGUUGCACCUUGUAGGCGUGUUAGCCUGUUAGUGUUACCGCUUGCUGGGUCAGCCGGGGGACUUUAGGGGGUGCAGAGAUAGUGCACUGCGUGGGCGGGGGAAAAGCAGAAGAGAAUUGCAUAUGAUUAUUAUCUGAUUUGGGGGGAGGGGGAGAUAAAUUAGAAGCCCAUUUUGACCCUUGACCCGAACAAGAGUAAAAAGUGACCGACAUUGUUUAAAUUUUUUUUUUAAGCCAUCUCACCCUCUAGACUGUUUGCAAAAUUACUUCUCGUGUCCCUUUUUUUGUUCUCAAGAUUGCAUUUUUUAAAAGCACUUUUUAGCCGCAUGCGAACUGAGGCGGGGUACUUUUAGGCUCAGGUGAGGCAACUUCUGGAACCACGUGGGCCUGCAGUACGCGGGGAUGGAGGUCCUGAAGACGCUCGUGCUGAGGAGGACGCGCGGCCUGUGCCCGGGGAGAUGCAGGGCUUUGGCGAGACCGUGGCGGGUUAGACACAUCAGCACCUCGGCUUCCAGGAACACUGUGAUGCCGGCUUGGGUAAUCGAUAAAUACGGGCCGAAUGAAGUGCUCCGAUUCACAAAGAAUAUGAUGUUUCCUGUCAUAUACUAUCCAAAUGAAGUCAUUAUUAAGGUCCAUGCUGCCAGUAUAAACCCUAUAGAUGUUACUAUGAGAAGUGGGUAUGGAGCAAGAGCUUUAAAUAUGAAGCGAGAUCCACUGAUUUUGAAAAACAUUGGGCAAGAAUUUCCUUUGACCCUGGGCCGGGAUGUCUCUGGCGUAGUGAUGGAAUGUGGGCUUUCUGUCACCUAUUUCAAACCUGGAGAUCAGGUGUGGGCAGCAGUUCCUCCAUGGAAACAGGGCACUCUAUCAGAAUUUGUCGUAGCCAGUGCAAAUGAGGUAUCUCUUAAGCCCAAGUCUCUCACUCACACUGAAGCUGCUUCCUUACCUUAUGUUGCUCUCACAGCCUGGUCUGCUCUGAGCAAGGUUGGUGGGCUGAAUGACAAGAACUGUAGUGGAAAACGUGUUUUAAUUUUGGGAGCUUCAGGUGGAAUUGGUACCUUUGCUACACAGUUAUUGAAAGCAUGGGGCGCCCACGUGACAGCAGUUUGUUCUGGGGAUGCUGCUGACCUAGUAAAGAAGCUUGGAGCAGAUGAUGUAAUUGAUUACAAAUCUGGAAAUGUGGAGGAACAGUUGAAGUCCUUGAAACUGUUUGAUUUUGUCCUAGAUAAUGUUGGUGGAGGCACUGAAGACUGGGCUCCAAAAUAUCUCAAGAAAUGGUCAGGUGCCACAUAUGUGACCCUGGUCACCCCUUUUUUGCUAAAUAUAGACCACCUUGGAAUAGCAGAUGGAAUGGUACAAACAGGAUUUACCAUGGGAUCUAAGGCACUAAAGCAUUUUUGUCAAGGAGUUCAUUAUCGAUGGGCCUUUUUCAUGGCGAGUGGCAUUUACUUGGAUAAUAUUGCAGAACUGGUGGAAGCAGGAAAGGUCAGACCAGUUAUUGAACAAACCUUUCCUUUUUCUCAAGUUCCCGAAGCCUUCCUGAAGACAGAAGGUGGACAUGCACGAGGAAAGACAGUGAUUAAUGUAGUUUAAGGCAAAAAAAAUACACCGAAUAUUGAUUGACAGAUCUUCUUGCAGACUUUGGUGUGGGCCCCCAUAUACCCUCUUACCCCCACCUUCCUUCCUGACUCUCAUUUUCCAUAUUUAUCAGAAGUUUAAUGAGCACGAGUUUUAAGUGUUCAGGAGAUGAGGGAAAAUGUCUUUACAUUUUUGAGUCUCUAGCCACAAAUCUGAUUUAAGUGUUCCUGACUUAGGAUUUUCCACUACCCACAUGAAGUGCUGCCAGAAUGAAGCUGAAUCAGAGCUAAUUGCAGCUACUUCUUCCAUUAUUUUUUUUAAGCUCCUGAUUCAUUAGAUAGUAGGAAUGCUCCAGGGAGAAGUAGAGCUUUCUGCCCUGACACGGCCUUCCUGAGGUCCUUGGAGGAGCCCUGGACUGCAGGAGCCAGUGUUCCUCAACUCCAUUGUGGGGCAGGAGGCAGGCAGCGGAGCGAAUACAGACAUCCUGGAGCUGCCAGAAAGGGAGAGAAGCAUGGAAAUGUGGAGGAGCCCUGGCUGAGGGAUCACUAACUCUGGGACUUGGAACAAUUUAUAUUUCUCAUCUCCAGGGAGAGGGGCUGGACCCAGGGCUUCAUUGGCAAAGGGAUAUCUUAGAGGAGGAAACUCUCUAUCACUGCCAGUAGCACCUUUCCCAUAACUUGCUUAUAAACUGUGGAGAAUUAUCUAGAACAAUGAAAGGUUGUGAUUUCUUCAGAUUCACACAUUGAUCAGAGACUGACCUUGAGCAUCUUUCUAGCUGUCAGGCCAAUUCUCUAUCCACCAUACCAUGCUUCCUUAUUUGUAAAACAGAGAUAAUCUUAUGUGACCUACUGACUUCAUAGGAUUGAGGAUCAAAUGAAAGAAUAUAUGUAAAGAACUCUGUAAGCUAUAAAGAUGGUACAGCUGGAAGUUGUUUUGAGGACUUUUUUUGUUUGUUUUGCAACGUAUGUUUUAAUGUUUUCCACCAAAGCCUCAAGCUUCUCUGUGCCCAAAAAAAAAAAAAAAAAAAAAAAAAUCCAUGUUUUUAACAGAAAUAUUCUUCUAUUUAUGCUCUAUGGCCUGUGAAUUAUGGAAUACGACAAUCUUCAAAGAAUCCAAAUUGUGCGUGCAGUGUGGCACGCACAGUGGGCAUAAAAAAGACUGCAGCUAUAUGUCAGAAGUGGUAAAAACAGAUGGAUGUGGAACUGGACAGUGGUUGCUUAUGUGACCUGACCGUGGCGGAGGAAUGAGACAGGCCACAGGGUGCUCCUUUGUCACUCGUAAUGUCAGACCUAGAGGUAGAGCCCUGACAAGUUGAAGGGACCUCAUCAUAGGAUUUAUGGUCCUAAAAUGAGGACAAGGAUUGUAACCCAGCAUUGUUGGUACCCACAAUGAUGAAAUCGCCGAGCUGUCAAACACCUGGAUUUCCUCAUGCAGUCUUUCAGUCAUGUUAACUGUACCUGUUAGAUCCCAGAACUGAUCUAAAGCCGAGUUCCUAGUCAAAUUAGAUUCUCUUUUUGCUAGUUCUCCUUUAUGACAAAACAAAGAAAACCCUUUAACUUGGGCCCUGUCCUGUCUGUGUGCUCAUCUGUACUUUGACCAGCACUAUUACUUUAAAUAUAGAGCCAUCACUUUUCACUUGAAGGUGUGUAGACUCUCCCUGUCCUCUGAGAAUUGGAUCUUUCCUGCUGACUUAGCAUUGUUCUGGUUAAGCUGAAAAUCCUUUUCGUAUGUGACCUCUGUCACAUACACCUCCAUCAGACAAAUAGUGAUUAAAGAGUACCAGUAAGCAGGACAUGGGAGUAUAUAUGAUUGCAAUUCCAGCUACUAGGAAGACUGAGGAUGGCAGAUCUUUCCAAUUCAAGAAUUCUGAGCUUCAGUGAACCAAGCCAAUCAGAUGUCCAGACUAAAACCAGCAUUGUAUUGAGCCAAAUUUCAGAGAGAAGACUCUUUAAAGACAACUCAUUGCGAGAUGGAUGAUUCACAGUUCCAAAGACUAUGCUGUCUUUAAUGUUAGACAUGUUAAGACAUAUAACAUUAAGUUACACGCUGAAGAUUAAGACACAUAACAUUACAAUCUUUGAAAUUACCAAGGCCAAGCAAACGUCCAUUCUGAUAAAACUACCUUUUUUAAAAGCCCAAAUAUCUUCCCCUUCAUCUGUCUCAUUAGGAAUAAUCUCGAUGGAGCUGUCAUAAGCCAAGGUAUUAUUUUAUUUUCUGUUCUUCCAUUUAUUUUCAGUAAUUACUUAAGCUAUCUGAAAUUAUGUUUUAGUAUACAGUUAAGCUAUAUGAUUUGGUCUUAUGGGGAAACUCCCCCA